GCCCCUUGUUAAAAUAUUUCCAAGGUGGAGGGGAAAUUUUUAAAGAGGGCGCCAUGGCAAAAAAGCCAGCUACAGUUGGCAGAAUUAGGUAGUUCAGUGGGUUUAUAUAUAACAAGUGGUCCUUAUUGUGAUGAAGAAACAUUAAAAAGUGUCACCUUCAUUGAGGUGAGAGCCACUGUUGAUGUAUCCUAGCACUUGCUUGCAAACCUGAGCGUAGGGCAGGAAUGCAGCCUCUGAGAUUAAAAUAUUCAGUAGCACAAAACCAGAAUGUGUUAAUGAGUAAAGUGGAAAUGCCCAGACAUGUAAUUUGCUCCAGCUGGUGCAGCGAGUAUCUGAUAUCCAAGGAUACUGGCCCAGAAUGUGAGAGAGAAGGCAGGGCCUCAGCUGUGACCUCCCCACACUCUUGCCCACCAGCAUAUUCCCUGGUGGGUGAUUCCUGGCACCCCUUGGAGGCCUGUCAGCCUAGCCCCUGCUUAGCCUCUGCUCCUUGGCAAGACAUGCCCACCCCUCUCUGAGGGACAACCACUUCGAGAGUGAGGUUUCAUUUUUUUAUAAGUGCUUGCAUUUUCUCAGCAGUUAUCCAAAGCUUGCUGGAAGGUGAGAGAACCUUUGACUUCAGUUGCAGGUCCCUGGGUCCCUGGGGGGCUGCCACGGGGGAAGCUGUCAGUGGUAGGUAGGGACAGAAAAAAAUAGGCCAUGCAAGCCAAGGCCACACAGGAGGCCAAGGCUGCCUGGAGCCAGGUGGCUGUGGACUGCCAGGUAGCCAGAGGCGGCUGAGGCUAGUGCUGCAGCAGGCUGGGUGGUGCCCUGCUAUCAUGCAGGGAGGUGAGAACUUUAAAAUGCAACCCAAGCUUCUUAUAGAUCUAGUCACAGGGAAGCAGAGGGAAGGAAAAUCGAGUGUAGUUGGGUGGGUUUGUAAUGUCCUCAUCCUUAGGUCUUUGGUGCUCUUGGUCACAAACUGCUUAACCAUAUAGAGGUUUUAUUCUCAUGCAGCAGGAGGCCCUGGGCAAUACCUGUCUCAGCAGUGCCAGGGGCUGCACCAUGCUCUCUCCCAGCUCUCCUCAGGGGCCUCCACAUCACAGGCAGGGGUAGAGGAGGAGCAGUGCUUGCUGCAUAUCUCUGCCCUGCUUUCCCAUCCUCGUGGUAGAGGAAGGCUUGGGAAGAAGGCUGAGCAAGCCCUGUGGAGGGAACUGUUGCCAAGGUUGUGUGAUGUAUGGGGGACAGAGAAGUGGGUCAGGAUCAGGCAUGUAGGUGUCCUGUGUCUUCACAGCACUCAAUGCAUACUCCUGCCGCACCGCAGGUUGAAAGGGCUGAGUUGGGCGCAUAGACCUGAGCCUGUUCCUGAUUCUCUAGCUGUGUGGCCUUGCACAAGCUGCUUGACCUCUGAGCCAGUCUCCUUGUCUGAGGUACAGGGAUUCCACUGACCUCAUUGGGUUGUUGAAGAUUAAUUAAAGAAUGAGCAGGAAUUAUUCCUCGUACACAGAAGAGGCUCAUUUGGUGGUAGCCCUUGGCUCACUGCAGGACUGACUGGAAGACCUUCACAGAUUCCUGGAAGCUGGUGAAUUGCCACCAAUGGCAAUAGGUGUGGGCAGAAACCGAGAGGUUGAAGCCUUGUAACUGGGCUAUGGAUUCACCGUGGGGUAGACUCAGACUGGUUAUGGCUAUGGCCAUACAACUGUGGUUGUGGUCAUGGACAUCAGGGAGACAUCUGACCUCAUCAGGGUGAUGGCACAGUGAGAAUGAAGCCUACGUGUAUUUGGAGAGUCAAGAAGGAAAGCAGAUGUCAGGAAGGCCUCCUGGGGGGAAGGUGUGGAUAAGUGCACUCCUCCAGAAACUUGCAACCCUAGGAAAGGAGAAUUCAGUAUAGGCUAGUGGGGCUGGCCACUUAGGGCUGAGGGACUGGCAAGGGAUGUGGUCAGGUACAAGUUGAUGAGAGAGGCUUGGAGGCAGCUAGAGGAAGCAGAGGGCUCUAGAGUCCUGCUCAGAGAAGCCCACCCCAGUGAAGAGCCAUGAACAGCUUGAGUACCCAGCUCCCCUCUGGGUUCACCCAGAUUAUAUAAUUAGGACUGGCAGUGAACAGGCCUGUGAGGACAUGGACAUUCUAAAAUCAGAAUCUCCCAGGAAGAUGGUCAAACCCCCCCCCCAGGAUUUUCCUCAGAGUCUUGGCUUUGGAGACAUUUCUGAUUCUGAGUUCUGGUCAGAGAGUCAUCUGAGCAGUCCUGGGGUGAGAGUGAUGGGCUCUGUCUUCCAGAGAAACUGUUUGAAUGAGCAGACUGUAGCUCAUAAGACCCUCACCAAGGACAGUGUCCCGGGACAUAAGGAGCUGGGGGCCAGUGGCCUGGAUUGCCAGUCUGAAAAAAGUCAGAGAGAGAGAACAGAAGGGACUCUCCAGAGAUGUGAGGUUUGUGGCAAAGGUUUCAAGUCCACUUCAGAUACGACUCUACAUUGGGAAAUUAAUACUCAGAAGAAACGUAACAGAUGUCACGAAUGCCAAAAAAGAUUACCUGACUGCUUGAGUCCAAGUAACUGCCAUGGAGAAAAGCCGUAUGAAUGUGUGGAGUGUGGGAAGGUCUUCAGGCUAUGCUCACAGCUUAAUCAGCAUCAGAGAAUCCACACUGGAGAGAAGCCAUUUAAAUGCAUUGAGUGUGGAAAAGCCUUCCGCCUGAGCUCAAAACUUAUUCAACAUCAAAGAAUUCAUACUGGAGAGAAGCCAUACAGAUGUGAGGAGUGUGGGAAAGCUUUUGGUCAGAGCUCAAGCCUCAUCCACCAUCAGAGAAUCCAUACAGGAGAGAGGCCCUAUGGUUGUCGUGAGUGUGGGAAAGCUUUCAGUCAGCAGUCACAGCUGGUCAGACACCAGAGAACUCACACUGGAGAGAGGCCCUACUCGUGCAAAGAAUGUGGGAAGGCCUUCAGCCAGAGUUCAACUCUCGCUCAGCAUCAGAGGAUGCACGCUGGGGAGAAAUCUCAAAUCCUCCGAGCCUCAGAUAGCUCAAGCCUUGUUGCACAUCAGAGAAUUCAUGCUGUAGAGAAACCAUUUAAGUGUGAUGAGUGUGGGAAAGCUUUUAGGUGGAUCUCUCGUCUUAGUCAGCAUCAGCUAAUUCACACUGGGGAAAAACCCUAUAAAUGCAACAAGUGUACAAAAGCUUUUGGGUGUAGCUCCCGGCUUAUUCGCCAUCAGAGAACUCACACUGGAGAGAAACCAUUUAAAUGUGAUGAGUGUGGAAAAGGCUUUGUUCAAGGCUCACACCUUAUUCAGCAUCAGCGAAUUCAUACUGGAGAGAAACCUUACGUGUGUAAUGACUGUGGAAAAGCCUUUAGCCAGAGCUCCAGCCUUAUUUACCAUCAGAGAAUUCAUAAGGGAGAGAAGCCCUAUGAAUGCCUCCAGUGUGGAAAAGCUUUCAGUAUGAGCACACAACUUACAAUACACCAAAGGGUGCACACUGGAGAGAGGCCCUACAAAUGUAAUGAAUGUGGGAAAGCCUUCAGCCAAAACUCCACCCUUUUCCAACACCAGAUAAUUCAUGCAGGUGUGAAGCCCUAUGAGUGUAAUGAAUGUGGAAAAGCCUUUAGUCGGAGCUCAUAUCUUAUUGAACACCAGCGUAUACACACUAGAGCCCAGUGGUAUUAUGAAUAUGGGAAUACUCUGGAAGGUUCCAACUUUGUGAGCCGGAAAAAAGUUAAUACUAUAAAGAAACUGCAUCAAUGUGAUGACUGUGAGAAAAUAUUCAGGUGGCGCUCACAUCUAAUUAUACAUCAGAGAAUUCACACUGGAGAGAAGCCUUAUAAAUGUAAUGACUGUGGCAAAGCUUUUAAUCGGAGCUCUAGGCUUACUCAGCAUCAGAAAAUCCACAUGGGAUAGACCAUUUACCUGUAUAAAUGUGAAUAAACCUAUAGCCUUAACUUA
Messenger RNA from Lemur catta (Ring-tailed lemur), 3904 nucleotides. It is a transcript of the gene ZNF7, whose product is annotated as zinc finger protein 7. The record is from RefSeq and is a predicted model, not a curated record. Gene Ontology annotation, molecular function: RNA polymerase II cis-regulatory region sequence-specific DNA binding; DNA-binding transcription factor activity, RNA polymerase II-specific. Lineage: Eukaryota; Metazoa; Chordata; Mammalia; Primates; Lemuridae. The transcript has 2 exons. Gene Ontology annotation, biological process: regulation of transcription by RNA polymerase II. The coding region runs from base 2093 to 3859 and encodes 588 amino acids.